GAGCAGGCCUCUGCUUCUGUUUACUUAGCCGGGAGGGGCUGGGUUUCAGGUUCACCUUGACUCCUGCAGGCACAGUGAGCAGGUACCCCGCUCCCGCACCUGUUUCUCUGGCACCUGCCGCACAGCUGCUCCUACCCAGCUCCCCUGGCCCGGCCGUGCCUGGCGCAGCACCCUGGCGGCUCCCCCGGCUCCCCCAGGCUCCCCCAGGGGCAGCGCCGGCGCUCAGCCCCUUCCCUAGGGAGGGGCUCACCUCCAGCUGCGGCAGCCAGGAUCACAGAAGCCCCCCCUCCGCUCAGGGAGCACCAUGACCGAAGUGGGCUGGUGGAAGCUGACCUUCCUCCGGAAGAAGAAGUCGGCCCCCAAGGUGCUGUACGAGAUCCCUGACACCUAUGCCCAAGCGGAGGGCGGCGCCGAGCCCCCGGGACCUGAGGGCGGGGAUCCCAACAGUGACUUUAACACCCGCCUGGAGAAGAUCGUGGACAAGAACACGAAGGGCAAGCACGUCAAGGUCUCCAACUCCGGCCGCUUCAAGGAGAAGAAGAAGGUGCGAGCCACGCUGGCGGAGAACCCCAACCUCUUCGAUGACAGGGAGGGCAAAGGACAGUGAAUGGGGCCGAGGAGGGUGCUAGCCAGCAGCUCCCUGCCUGCUCCCUGCCGUCAGCUGGAUCUGAGCUCGGAGCUUGCCACGCAGGCCUCUUUGGCCGCAGCGGAAGCCCUGGGGGCAGUUGAUGCCUGCUGGCAGGCAAUGUCUGGUUUUAGGUUUGUAUUUAUGUGCCCCGGCUUUCUGGGAAGCCUGGGAGAUCCCAGGGUCCUCCCACCGUCCCCCACCACAUAUAAAGGCACUUCGGUUCCAGGAUGACAAGUGCCACCCAGGGAGUCAGCCCUCCCGGAAGCCGUGUCAGGGCGGGCAGGGAGGCGGACCAGGAAUAGAGAGAGGGAGCCUGAUUGACUUCACUUCCUCCCAGGGCACGGGGUCAAGGGUGAGUUUGACUUGCUGCUCCCUCUACUGUCUCUACCUGUGACUGUUCCCUGGACCAAUCCUGAGAGUGCAUUUUCCAGCAGACUUGUGAUGGGGGAUGGUUUCCAGGAGCCAGAGGUGGGCUGAACUUGAGCUCACCUCCUAACACAAGUGGGAAACUUCCGGGAACUUUGCCCCCAGAUGUGCAGGGGGAGGAGGACCCUGGCACUCCCUGGAGGUGGCCAGGUUAGGGACCCCAUGGGUCCAAGUUAGGGGAGGGGGUGGGGAAGCUCUGGUCAGACCUAACUGCAGCCAGUUCUCCCCCCCCCCACCCCCCCACCCCCGGUAUUUAAGAUGGAUCAGCCCCAGAGAUGAGUCCUGGAGCCUUGAAUUUUGUUUAAGGAAAUAACUGUAGGUUUCUCCCUUUGUAAUAAACAAUGCUGCAAAAGCGGA
Myotis lucifugus (little brown bat) is the source of this 1411-nucleotide messenger RNA. It is a transcript of the gene PRR15L, whose product is annotated as proline rich 15 like. The transcript has 2 exons. Lineage: Eukaryota; Metazoa; Chordata; Mammalia; Chiroptera; Vespertilionidae. The record is from RefSeq and is a predicted model, not a curated record. The coding region runs from base 305 to 607 and encodes 100 amino acids.